Saccostrea echinata is the source of this 689-nucleotide messenger RNA. RefSeq names its product neuroglobin-like. Bases 1 to 540 code for a protein of 179 amino acids. The record is from RefSeq and is a predicted model, not a curated record. Gene Ontology annotation, molecular function: oxygen binding; heme binding. The transcript is spliced from 3 exons. NCBI's taxonomy places the organism in Eukaryota, Metazoa, Mollusca, Bivalvia, Ostreida, Ostreidae.
AUGGGCUGCACGUUCUCUGGAAUUGAAGAGGUCAACCUCGAAAAGAGGGAACUAGAGACAUAUGUAACACCCGAGGAUAUCCGAUUAGUCAAGGAGAGCUGGAAAAUCGUAGGGCAGGAUCUAAAUGGAGCGGGGAUGAUGGUCUUCCACAAGUUGUUUGAGAAAAAUAAAGAUCUUAAGAAGCUGUUCCAGAAUCUGACCCGGCUAGAGGCGGAUGGGGAGGUUGUAUUGGACGACGAGAAGCUACAGACGCACUCCCGGAUCGUGAUGGACGGGCUGGGGGCGGCCGUAGAGAGUCUGGAGGAUUCCGUGAUACUGACCAACAUCCUGAUACUGAUGGGGGAACGGCACGCCGGAUAUCACGUCAGACCGGAAAUGGUCGGACUUUUAUGGCCUGCCAUUCGGGAUACAUUUAAAGAAAAACUAGAGGAUGAUUUUACUCCCGAUAUUGCACGCGCAUGGACGCACGUGUUUGACUACUUAAAGGCCAGAUUUCAGGAAGGAAUCCGACGGGGACGAAAUCAGAAGAAUGAGAUGUGAGCGAGAUGUCAUUAAUAUUUCAGGAAUUAUGACAAAUUCUUAAUGAAAUGCUCAUAAAACUAUUUAAUUAUCUGAUACAGGAUUUAAUGAUCGAAUUCUACUCAGGGAUUUAUAGAGUGUGUCGACACUGUUACUUAUUAUCGAUUUGA